UAAACAUUUAUUUUAUGUAUAUAAGUGUUUUGCAUGCAUAUAUGUUUGUGCACCACGUGCCCUCAAAGGUCAUAAAAAGGCAUCAAAUCCCCUGGAACUGGAGUACAGCUGGUUGGUGAGCUGGCGGAUGAGUGCUGGGACCAAAACUAGGUCUUCUGCAAAAGAGGCAAGCGUUAUUAACUACUGAGCCAUCUCUAAUGCCAGCUCCAAGGUUAAUUUAUAUUUUAAUCUCGUGUGUGUGUGUGUGUGUGUGUGUGUGUGUGUGUGUGUGUGUGUGUGUGUGGUGUGCCCCCACUUGUGCUUUUGUUAUUCAGCUAGGCUGGGUACUCAAGGUCACAGUCACAAACAUCCUAGCCAUGAGUAUGCACAGUUUAUUUCCUGUUUUUAACAUCCUGUUUGAGUUGUCUUGAGGAGAGCACACUAUCUCUGCAGGCAAUGUUGCCUUUAUCAAUCAUGCUGAGGUUUCUUGACUCUCAGUCAACAGGAAAGGUCAGGUAGAUCCCUGGGUGAGGGGCUUCUUUCCCAUGUCCCUUGAUGUCCCUGUCUUUCUAUUCUGUCCCAAUUGUAUUCAAGUCCACUUCAGUGAACCGAUGAGUUCAUUGAGAUUACCUGCAAAUGUGUGCAUGAUGGGCUACUUUUAGGUGCAUGGAUGACUGAGGACCAAUAGCCCACCCUAGCAUGGGAAAACACUGUUGAAGACUACUUCACUGGAGCUCCUGACACAUCCCGCAAAGCUCCAGAAGGUAUCCUCUGGCCAGCAACAGUGUACUGCUUAUAUGAACUGAGAGGCCUCCUGAGUCUUGUGAGUUUCCUGAACCUCCCUUUCCUAUAAGAGCAAAUAUUUCCCCCACUGAGGAAACAGCUACACAGGGCAGGCCAAACAAGAGUUGAUUGAAAGAUGGUUACCAUCUUGAACAUACAGAUGCACAAGAUAAAACCAUAAAGGAGGCUGGAGAACAGGCUAGUCUGUUAUUAGCACUGGUUGCCCUUCCAGAAGACCCAGGUUUGAUUCCCUAGCACCGGUAAGGCAAUUCAAAACUGUUAAUGCCAGUUCCAGGAUAUCUAAUGCCCUCUUCUGGCCUCCUCAAGCACUGCAUACGUGUGGUGCAAAAUACCCAUAGACAUAAAAAUAAAAUUUAAAUUAAAAAAGAUAUGACCAUAAAAACUUAAACCAAACGAUGCAUUUUUCGAGAUGGCAUUACUAUGUAGUCUAGAGUGGUCUCGAACUCAGGAUCCUUCUGCCUCAGUCUCACUAGUGCUGGUAUGUAGCCGUGCACCUAGCCUUAAACGCUGUGAUUUUGGUAAAGUUAAUGUAAUGCAUCCUUACUUCCAAAAGUCUGGCUCGAAUAGCAGUUUCUGGAGGCAGGGACGGGAAACUCCGCGAAGAUGGCAUACAGACCAUGGGCUAGAUCCCUGCGUUCUCAUGUAGCCUUUUCCAAUCUUACAACACAUCCCGCUUCCGCCAGUUUAACUACCACACACUUCUCUGCCCUGAACAAACGGUGCAACAAAUCGUGUCAAGUCUGUCAGGGGACCCGAGGGCAUAAACACGCACAUUUCUACCUCUGCAAAACUCAGAGCCGUCACCAGGAAGGGGUUGCAACGAUGCUCCAGCGACCAGAUCGUGGAGCUGUGAAGUCCGGACCCAGGCACCCUAUCCCCAGUCCAGGGCGCUUCCACGGGCUCCCCAACGCCCUCUGGCUCAGUUGCUUACACUCCCAUGCGUCCGUCCUCCAUCUCCGUAGUUCUCCAUUCUCCACCUGGCACAGGCCAGCCUUGAGAGAGGAUCUGAGUUGCCACUUGCUAGACUUAGGUUGCCACGGGAAAAGUUCUCAGGAGAGUUCUUCGCACGAAUGGCGACGCGGCGUGGCCCUCGCGGCGGCCCGUAGGCGCCGGUUUUUAUCUUCCGGGCCACCCUUCUCAGGGAUCUCCGUUUAGCAGUCUUGCCGUAAGUGCUGUCUCUUCUCCAAGAACCGCUAGGUUUUUGGAAGGUCGGUAGCGGAAGAAAUCGCCAGGGUCCUCACAAACCUCCUCCUGGAAGCCCCGGACGUCGCGGCCGGAAGUACGCAAGCGCUGCGCCUUGACCUCGCCGUGUCCAGUUCCGGGGUCGUUCCGCUCCGCUGUCCAGGCCGCGGCGUUGGACUCCCUCUUCUGCUGGGCUGCUGCCUCCGGUACACCGGCCCGGCCGGCCCGAGCCGAGCGGAACCGAGCGGAUCCGGGUCCACUCGGCCCGGCCAUGAGCGCGGUCGCAUGAUGCAUCGCCGCUCGCGCCGCUGCAGCCGACGGCCGCGAGGAGCCGCAGCACUGGGCGACCCCACCCGGGCCUCGGGCCACAUCACACAGGACAACAUGCGCCUUACAGUCCUGAAAAAAAGGCACAAGUGCUCCCAUGAUGCUUAGAAGCAAUUUGUAAGUUGGAGGCCACAGGAAGUGCGGGGAAAGUCUGGGAAGAAAGACUGGAUUCAUAAACAGGAGACCUUAUGAAGGUUAAAAAUCACGUGCUAGAAGCAGCGUAUGAUUGAGGAAUCGAGAGGUGAAAACAGGAGCUGUCCGCAAAAGCUGUUGCCCACCUUCCGCAUUAACCUGGGGAGGAGGAAGCUGAGGUGGAGGAGGGCAGCCAGCUACAAGCUCAGCCUGGGUGUGACAGGGAAUCAUGCAGCCGUCAGGACACAGGCUCCGGGACAUCGAGCAUCAUCCUCUCCUGACCGACAAUGACACUUACGAUUCUGCGUCCUCUGAGGCCGACAUGGCAGACAGGGUGUGGUUCAUCCGUGAUGGCUGUGGCAUGGUCUGUGCUGUUAUGACAUGGCUUCUCGUCGUCUAUGCAGACUUCGUGGUGACCUUCGUCAUGUUGCUGCCUUCCAAAGACUUCUGGUACUCUGUGGUGAAUGGAGUCAUCUUCAACUGCUUGGCGGUGCUCGCACUGUCAUCCCACCUAAGAACCAUGCUCACUGACCCGGGGGCUGUCCCCAAAGGCAACGCCACCAAGGAGUACAUGGAGAGCUUGCAGCUGAAGCCUGGCGAGGUCAUCUACAAGUGCCCCAAGUGCUGCUGCAUCAAGCCGGAGCGUGCCCACCACUGCAGUAUUUGCAAAAGGUGUAUUCGGAAAAUGGACCAUCACUGCCCGUGGGUUAACAACUGCGUAGGAGAAAAGAACCAGCGAUUCUUCGUGCUCUUCACGAUGUACAUAGCUCUGUCUUCAGUCCAUGCUCUGAUUCUCUGUGGACUUCAGUUCAUCUCCUGUGUCCGAGGGCAGUGGACAGAGUGCAGCGACUUCUCACCUCCCAUAACUGUAAUCCUGUUGGUCUUCCUGUGCCUUGAGGGCCUCCUGUUCUUCACGUUCACCGCGGUCAUGUUUGGCACCCAGAUCCACUCAAUAUGCAAUGAUGAAACAGAGAUCGAGAGACUGAAGAGCGAGAAGCCGACGUGGGAGCGAAGACUGAGGUGGGAAGGAAUGAAGUCUGUCUUCGGGGGCCCCCCCUCCCUCCUCUGGAUGAACCCCUUUGUUGGCUUCCGAUUCAGACGGCUGCAAUUGAGGGCUAGGAAAGGGGGCCCCGAGUUCUCUGUGUGAGCCUUCAGGGCAGGGAUGUCUGCAGACAUCUUGAUGCUCCCUGGCCUGCAGACACAGCAGCCUGGUGGGCAGAUGGAGCGGGCCAGCUGACGGGGCCAGGAGCAGCUUCGUGGACUGAGGGCCGCAGGGGCUUGUCAGUUUUUUGUGUGUACUGCCAGGAGAAGCAUGCAGCCCCAGGAGGCCAUCCUGUCACCAUCCUGACACUUGGGAUGUCAUGUGGGCUGAGAGCAGAGCUGCUUCUCAAUCAUGAAGAAAGACGCCCAGCAGCAGCUGCUGGAGGCCUGCUGGCCCAUCCCCAGCACACUCCCUUUCCAGAAGGGUUUCCACAGAGACUUUGUGGCUUGGAGGGCUCCAACCCCUAGCACUGAACAGUGAAGAUGGCUUCCAGAACACUCCCUGCUGUCCGGAAUGGGCAUCCUUUGACCCUUCCAGCAAGUCUGUAUGUGCUCAUCUGUGUGUGUGUCUCUGUGUGCGUGUCUCUGUGUGUGUGCAUGCGCGCAUGUGUCAGAAUCAGCAGUGUUGUUCAGGCACGUGUGUGGUAGACAAGCUGUCUUUCCGACUCCAGUGUUUCAGGGAAGUGGGACGCACUGCUGGCCCUCGCUGGCCUUCUAUGAAUGUAUCAUACAGUGUCCAGAUCCAAAGAACAGGCAUGCCUGCGCAUGGGCCCGGCCUCCUGCUUUUAUUUCACUGAAAGUAGUAUUGAGGGCGUGGAGCUGAGGUUUUGUUGUUCCAGCCAAACUAACAGCAUGCAACAGUCCUCAACAAGGAAGGUGGUGCCCUGUGCUGAGGCCCAGCACUGCGGGGAGGGGCCAUGGGAGCUCAGCCUGAGAGAAGCGAGCCGCCUUGGCCCCUUUGGGCAGGUGCUGCAGGGGGCCAGCCUGGUGCCUGAGCUGUCAGAGCAGUGACUGAUGACUUUAUUUCUCCACAUGGCGCUGCAGUCAGAGUGCACCCUUGGUGCGGCUUCGAAUACGGCAGUACACACACAGCUCCCCUCGGGGACUUGCCUUAAACUUCUAGGUUGUUCCUUUGCUGCUGAGUGAGAGCGGUCUGACAGAGGCUGGGGACUUGUGAGUCCGCUCCCAUGCAGACACCAGUGUUUCCCUGUUGGGACCAGCUGCCUUUCUGUCUUGUGAUACCAUGACUGUUGGCCAUGUCAGUCGCUUUUGCCCGGCCCUCCUCUGGGCUUCUGUGCCACUGAGGGGAACCCCAGGACCUGUGAGCCUAGCCCUAAUGCAGUGAGCAAACUGUGGGGCGGCCUCAGAUUGUCUCUGCAUUCAUUUGCACAUGUGUCUGGGCAUGCAGGCUCUGGUGGUGUCAUCCUCCAGUGUGGAAUCUGUGGCGGUGAAUCCAAGCUGAGUAUACUUGACUUUUCAACUCCUCAGUGUGAUUUUAUAUGAAAUAAAGUGACCCGUCCACAGUUCUCA
Molecule: messenger RNA, 4995 nt
Organism: Peromyscus californicus insignis
Lineage: Eukaryota; Metazoa; Chordata; Mammalia; Rodentia; Cricetidae
Gene: Zdhhc7
Product: zinc finger DHHC-type palmitoyltransferase 7
Exons: 9
Coding region: 2654-3571 (305 amino acids)
Biological process (GO): peptidyl-L-cysteine S-palmitoylation; protein targeting to membrane
Cellular component (GO): Golgi apparatus; endoplasmic reticulum
Molecular function (GO): protein-cysteine S-palmitoyltransferase activity
Source: RefSeq, a predicted model, not a curated record